AUGUCGACACUCGCUGACGAGCUCCUUCAGGACUUCGAGGGCUCCGGAUCCGAAGCAGGAGGCGAUGAGCACGACGAUGGCCUCUUUGGAGAGGCUGGCCUCUCGGGCGGCGCGCAGACGAAUGGAGGCGAUACGGCCAUGGAGGAACUGCGCGAUGAGGAUCUUGACGAAGCCGACGAAAACGCCGACAUGAUGGAUGGGCUAGAAGGCGGCACUGCGCCGGCCUUGGAAGACGACGACGGCGCGAAGGCAAGGAUCGAGAAGAUGCAGUUGGCCGGCGUCCGCGACGUGCGCACUGUGGCUGGCCUGAUGAAAACCCUGACACCUGUCCUUGAGAAAAUCGCACACUAUCAGUCGCAACCGGCCGAAUGGACAGACAACGUCGGCAACGUGGAGGACCAUCCCGAAUACCACCUUCUCACCCAAUCGAACAGCCUGUCUACUCAGAUUGACAACGAGAUUGUGCUCGUUCACAAGUUCAUCCGAGACCACUAUUCAGUGCGAUUCCCGGAACUCGAGACUUUGAUCACCAACCCGCUGGAGUAUGCAAAGGUUGUUGCGAUCUUGGGCAAUGGGCCAAUGGACUCGGAGAGUGUCAAGGCUCUCACAACAUCAACAGACAACCCUCUGGGCGUGUCGCUCAAGUCAGUCCUCGAUGGACCAUCCCUGAUGAUUGUCACGGUGGAGGCUACCACAUCCAAAGGUCAGGCGAUGCCGCCGGACCAGCUUCAGCGGGUGAUACAGGCAUGCGACAUGGUCAUUGCGCUCGACAAGGCAAAGAAGACCUUGACCGAGUAUGUGCAGUCGCGCAUGAACAUAUUUGCGCCGAACCUGACGGCGCUCAUUGGCUCUUUAACAGCGGCGCAGCUUCUCAACCAGGCCGGCGGUCUCACCGGUCUCUCCAAAACUCCGGCUUGCAACCUCCCGGCUUGGGGCUCGAGAAAACAAGCCAGCGCUGCGCUGGCCACCAACGUCGGCAUCCGACAUCAGGGCUUCAUCUUCCAGUCACCCGUCAUCCGGAGCAUCCCCAGCGACCUCAAGAAGCAAGCCAUCAAAAUGUUCGCCAACAAGAUCGUCAUGUGCGCCCGCACCGACUGCUUCCACCAGUUCCGCGACGGCUCCGAAGGGGAGCGGCUGAAGGACGAAUGCCUCGACCGUCUGGACAAGCUCCAACAGAAGCCCCUGAGCAAGGGAGCGCGCGCGUUGCCAGCGCCCGACGACAAGCCGAGCAGGAAACGCGGCGGUCGCCGCGCGCGCAAGGCCAAAGAGGCGACGGCCAUGACGGAGUUGCGCAAGGCGCAGAACCGGGUGGCGUUCGGCAAGGAGGAACAGGAGGUCGGCUACGGCGUGGGCGACAGCACCAAGGGCCUGGGCAUGAUUGGACAGCGCGACGACGGGCGCCUGCGCGUCGCUCAGAUCGACAAUCGCACGAGGGCCAAGCUCAGCGCUAAGAGCAAGGGCUGGGGCGGCGCCAGCUCGCUCGUCAGCGGAGGUGCGUCGUCGCUCCGGGCCCUUACCGGCGGCGGCGUGGGCAACCUCAGCCUGGCCAGCAGCAAGGGCCUGCGGACGUCGGGCGUGGGAACGACGCUCGGCUCCGCCACGGCCGGCACCGUGUCCUCGCUGGCGUUCACGGCGACACACGGCCUGGAGCUGGUCGAUCCCAAGGUGCAGGCCGAGCUGAGCCGCAAGCGCAAGGCGGACGAGGACAGGUGGUUUAAGAGCGGUGCGUUCACGCAGGUUGGAGGUGGGUCGGGGAGCAGCAGCAAUGGUGGUUUUAAGAAGCCGGAGCUGCCCCCGAGCAAAAGGCUUGACACUGGCUCGACCAAGUCAUAG
This is a messenger RNA of Parathielavia appendiculata, 1833 nucleotides long. RefSeq names its product Nop domain-containing protein. Lineage: Eukaryota; Fungi; Ascomycota; Sordariomycetes; Sordariales; Chaetomiaceae. Gene Ontology annotation, cellular component: U4 snRNP; U4/U6 x U5 tri-snRNP complex; precatalytic spliceosome. The coding region runs from base 1 to 1833 and encodes 610 amino acids. The record is from RefSeq and is a predicted model, not a curated record. Gene Ontology annotation, biological process: mRNA splicing, via spliceosome; spliceosomal tri-snRNP complex assembly. The transcript has 2 exons.